AAUUAUUAUUACAAUAAGGAAACAUAGGAGAUGCUUUGAGCUUUGACUGUUUUGACCAAUUUGUUUUAUAUUUGAUAGGAUAAUCUGCCUUUAUAAAAAUGGGAAAACCGAAAGUUAAAAAAUCUGAAGAAACCAACAGACAGUUCGACAGUGACACGAAAUGCAGUUCUAAACAGCAAACUGCAGAGAAAGGCAAUGAAUGGCCUGAUUGGUUGCCUGAUGGCUGGGAUAUGGAAGUCAGAACCCGAAAAAGUGGUCCGCUUAUGGGAUCUGGAUAUAAGUGUUACAUUGAUUCACUGAAUGGAAACAAGUUCUACUCGAAACCUGAGGUAUUACGAUAUCUUGAAACUACAAAGGGCAACAACUGCACUUCCAAGAAGAAGAAAUUCACUAGAACACAUUUUCCAAGCAAGGAGGGGGAGAAACACAUUAACAAGCAUUCUCCAAGCAAAGAGGAGGAGAAACGCACUAACAAGCAUUCUCCAAGCAAGGAGGAUGAGAAAUGCACUAACAAGCAUUCUACAAGCAAGGAGGAAGCUAAAUGCAAUGACAAGCAUUCUCCAAAUAAGGAGGAGGAGAAAUGCACCAACAGUAGCCAGCAUUCUCCAAACAAGGAUGGAGAGAAAUGCAUUAACAUGCACUCUCCAAGCAAUGCUGUGGGUGAGAAGUCCACUGUGGAGGAUCUACCGCUUGGAUGGAUUAAAGAAGUAAAAAUUCGGAAGAAUGGAAAUGGCAUUAAGAAAGAUUGGUUUUAUACUGAUCCAGUGAGUGGAUAUGUAUUCCGUUCCAAGAUGGAUGUACUGCGUUAUCUCGAAUCUGGAGAUAUAGGCAAAUGCGCCAUUAAACCAAGUAGAAGUCAAUAUCAAGAUGAAGACAUCUUAACUCCCUCACCUGCUGCCAAGAGACAGAAACCGAAGCAGUCUACACCGUUGCAAAAGAUUGUUGCCAAAGAACUAGUUGAUAGAAGCAGCUUAGAAUUGCCAGAUGUUAACAACUCAAGGAAAGGGCGACAUGUUAAUGUGCCAUCUGAAAUUAUGGUUGCUCGUAACACCUCAGGUGGAUCUGUUGUAAAGAUGCAUUCGUUAGAGGAUGGAGCUGCAAAUUCUCCUGAAAUGAAGAAAACAUCUGAAGCAGUUUUGAAGUACGAAUCCUUGAAGGUGAAUCACAGUAACAAUAGCAUAUCGAAAAACAAUUUCAAUGUGGGUCAUCGGUUUUCACGGAGACUGGCUGGGAUUGAACCUGUCAAGUUGGCUGACAAUGUGAUCAAUGAUCAGACUCUUCUAUUUCCAAAAAGAAACUUGAGAAAAAAUAGAACCACUCUAGGCACUGAUAUGGAAAAUAAAUCAUCUCAGCAUUUCAAUGGUGUCACGAAAAUUGAGCAGCCAGAGGCAAUGAACACAGGCCAAACUAUUUCUGAAGUAGUUUUCAAAGAACAACCACAUCAACUAGAAAAAGAUAAAACAGAAGGCAAUAAGCCAGAAAUUCAUACCAACUCAAACAAAUCCAGUAAGAAGAAAGAGCUCCUCAUUCCUUGUCGGGCUUCAAAACGACUGGCUGGAUCUGAACGUGGGCUGAUGAACUCCAUAUUCUGUGAAAAAGCUUCCAAAUAUAAAAGCCAAAGGUCUAAAGAAGUCCCAGCUGAAUUGCAGCAAAGUGAGGGUGGCCUGGUUACCGAGUGUACAGAUCAUGCACCAAUAAAUGGAGAGUCAGGAAAUAAAAGAAGAAAAUCUCCUAAAGUCCUUCCUGUUGCAGACAAUCAACUGGAAAAACUUGAAGCAGAUGACGAGAAAUCAGAACCUCCGCUGUCCUUUGCAUUCCACUACUCUUGGUCUGACCCAUGCUUGGAAUUUGCAAUCAAUACCCUCACAGGUGUGUUACCCCCAAUUGAGAAUUCUGUUGAUAACAGAUCCUCUACUGUCCUUGAAACUGAUAUUCAAAAACCUCCAUUUGACAAUUCCACUGGAAGCAGAGGCAGUCAAAACAAUUCAGUUGAUAAUGGACCCACUACCAUCCAUGAAACUGAUAUCCAAAAAACAUUGUUUGACAAGGUUACAGUUAAAAAGGACAGUCAAAACAAUUCAACUGGCAAUGUUACAAGAAGCAGGGACAAAAACCCACUCGUGCAGUCAAAUAAAUCCAAGAGAAAGAAAGAGGCCAAAGUCCCUAUGCGGUUGUCAAAGCGACUUGCUGGCCUUGAACCAGAGGCAAGUCCAUCUGAUAAAGCUCUUGAGUAUUCCAGUAGAAAAUCAUGCAAAGAAGAACCCAGUGCAAGUGCAACUGUACUUUUAACUAAUGGAGCGUCUCACCAUCUUUAUGCUGGGGAAGAAACCAAGCUUACUCAUAAUGAGUCUGACAGUUUGAAACCAGAAGUGGUAGGAGAAUCGUCAAGAAAGAGAAGUAAGUCAUAUGAUGCCCAAACUGUUCCCAAGGAACAACAUUUGGAGAAAGUUGAAGCUAAAAGUAUUGGUGAUGAUAGAUCAAAGCACCCCUUACCAUUUGGGGAAUCUUGGUCAGACCCCUGCCUAGAAUUUGCAUUCAAGACUCUCACUGGUGCUUUGCCAGUUGAUUCUGCUGCACAGAUUUUUAAAGUAACAACUCCUGAUGUGAAUGACCCGCCAAACAGUGAAUUGCAUGGGAGAGCGAAAACCAGCAUUAAUGGAAAAGCUCGUGACAACUCAAACCAAUCCCAGAACAAGAAAGGGUGUAAUAUGAAUGGCCAGCCUUCAGAGCUACUGCUUGGGCAACUUGAGUUGAGGACUAGCUCCAUAUCUGGCAAAAAUGUGCCUAAAUUUAAUACUGGAGAAUCUCAUAGUCAUGAAAGCAACAUAAUAAGGAAUUUGUUUGAAGAACCUCUGUAUGUUGAUGACCCGCGAAAUAAUGAAUUGCAUGGGCGAGUGACAACCAGCAUUAAUGGGAAAUCUCACGACAACUCAAACCAAUCCCAGAACAAGAAAGAGCAUAAUAUGAAUGGCCAGCCUUCAGAGCUACUGCUUGGGCAACCUGAGUUAAGGACUAGCUCCAUAUCUAGCAACAAUGUGCCUAAACUUACUACUGAAGAUUCUCAUAGUCAUGAAAGCAACAUAAUAAGGAGUUUGUUUGGAGAAUAUGUUGAUGACCCGCCAAAUAAUGAAUUGCAUGGGAGAGCGACAACCAUUAUUAAUGGAGAAGCUCACGACAACUCAAACCCAUCCCAGAUCAAGAAAGAGCGUAAUAUGGAUGGCCAGCCUUCAGAGCUACUGCUUGGGCAACCUGAGUUGAGGACUACCUCCAUAUCUGGCGAAGAUGUGCCUAAAUUUACUACUGGAGAAUCUCAUAAUCAUGAAAGCAACAUAAUAAGGAGUUUGUUUGGAGAACCUCUAUAUGUUGAAGCUGGAAACCCAACCCAACUUUUACACCAUCCUAGAACUAAUGGAAACUCACAAAUACAUGAAGAGCCAAUUAAAAAUAAUGGGCAGGUUGCUGAGGGUGAAUUUAGAACAACAGAGCCACCAUCUCCUCUUCAAACUGAAACAUUAAACCACGACAAUGCUGAAUUACAGUUCUGUGAGUCAUUUAUGAAUUCUUGGUCAGACCCAUGCCUAGAAUUUGCAUUUAAGACUCUUACAGGCGUGAUUCCAGUAGAGGAAAAUUUAGCAAUUCAAGGGAGUAUCGAGGAACCUGCUAACUUUCAUGAAGGAAGGGAUGGUGGGUUGGCAUUGCCAGAUUUUGGAUCUUCCAGUUUUUCUCAAAGUGAUUUCUCAUUUCACUAUGAUACAGGAGUGAACCCCAUGCCAGGGCAGCAGUCAUCAAUGAGCUCUUCAUUCCCAUCUCUAAGCCUGCAUGGCUGUUCCGGAGUUGAUCCCCAACAACAGUAUUCUCAGUGCAAUAUUAAUUUUCAAAGAAGGUAAACUCGUACAUUUGUAGUUGGUCCCGGGAUAACUGUUAUUAAUAUCUGUUUGUACUUUUAUUGACUACCGAAUCAUUCUCGUAAAGAACUCUUGUUUCCCGGGUAUCUGUGAAUACAUUCUGGUGUUUUGCAAUGUUGUUGAGAAUGUGUAGUCUAGGUAAGUAAAAUGCUAGGAGGUUCAGGAGUCAGUCCAACAGCUGUUGUAAACCGUUAUCCUUUACUAUGCUAUCCAACAACUGUAGUAUUAUGUAUAUCCAUUGUUAUUAUAUGCUUCAAGGUAGUAUCCUCCCCUGGAGGGAAUGGUAUAAAAGCCAUCAGCUUCAAGCCAUGCUUUCAAGAAAUGACUAUACCAGCUCAUUUUAAUGUGUUAAUAGGGCUACUAUUUGCAUGGUUCCGAAACAUUAUAUAACUUGAGUGUUAAUUAAUGUGUUAUUAUCAUAGAGUAGUUCUAA
This is a messenger RNA of Cicer arietinum (chickpea), 4338 nucleotides long. RefSeq lists its product as uncharacterized. Gene Ontology annotation, molecular function: DNA binding. The record is from RefSeq and is a predicted model, not a curated record. Lineage: Eukaryota; Viridiplantae; Streptophyta; Magnoliopsida; Fabales; Fabaceae.